UAUAUAAAAUGAAUGCCAACUACACCCUAGAAGAGAUUAAAAACACUGAUAAUCCUACAGACAGUUCCCCCGCCCACAGCCAGACAGACAGACAGACAGAGCUUUAUCUGUCUAAACAGAAAGUAGAAAUCAUUCAGGCAAAGAGAAGAAGGAAAGAACAGCAGAGAAAGAGAAGCACGAGAGAAUAGCAGAUAAACAUGCUACGGUUUACCAUGCGGUCCUGCACGGCUACUCUCAGUGUGCUGCUCUUUCUUGUUACUGUGUGUGAAUCAGACGUUCCAACGGUGAAGAUUGAAGCCACCCACUCUCUGCAGUUCUUCUUCACAAUUGUCACACCAGUAAUCAGUAUCCCAGAGUUCACUGCUGUCUGUCAGGUGGAUGAAGAGCAGGUUGGACAUUAUGACAGUAACAACAGGACAGUGGUCAUAACGGCAGACUGGUUAAAAAAGGAUAAAAAUGAAGAGCAGUGGGAGUUGCCGUCGGAACAUGUUGUUCAUCAAGAGACACUCUUCAGAACCUUUUUGGCUGCUGCAUUAGAGGCAUUCAAUUGGACUGAAAAGGAGCUUCAUACACUACAGAGAACGAUCGGGUGUCAGCUGGAUGAUGAUGGGUCUAAGAGAGGAUAUGAUCAGUUUGGUUAUGAUGGAGAAGACCUUGUCAGGCUGGAUCUAAAUAGUGGAACCUGGAUUACAGUUGUUCCUCAAGUUCUUCCUCUUACACAAACAAGUUCAAUCCAGCUCUCCAUACAAUUUAUACAACAUACUUGUAUCGACUGGUUACAGAAGUGUGUGAAAUAUGGGAAAUCUGUUCUGGAGAGGAAAGAUCCUCCUGAGGUGUCUGUGUUCCAGAAAAACUCUUCUUCUCCAGUGGUGUGUCACGCUACAGGGUUCUUCCCCAAAGCAGUGAUGAUCUCCUGGCAGAAGAACGGAGAGGAACUGAAUGAGGACGUGGAGCUCAGAGAGACGCUGCCCAACCAGGAUGGAUCCUUCCAGAAGAGAAGCAUUCUGACCCUCUCACCUGAGGAGCUGAAAAACAGUGACAAGUACACCUGUGUAGUUCAGCACAGCAGCAUGGAGAAUGAGCUGGUGCUGCUGGUGUCUGAUCGUAAAGUCCUGUCAGGUAAUGGAGUGUCAGUGGGUUUGAUUGUUGGUGUAAUGGUUGGUGCUCUCCUGCUCGUUGUCAUAAUCUGUACUGCAGUUUUCAUCUGGAAGAGGAAGUCAUCUGAGGGGGUCUUUGCUACAGUAAGAGAUAAUGGUCCCAGCGUCCAGCAGUAUUCUGUUGCAGUCAAGGUUACAAAAAACGAGUGUCUUACAGCAGGUCUCACAAGCCCUGUUGAACAUGAAUUAAACUCACCUGAAUUCGCAGAAACUAAGACUAGUGCACUCAUGUAAAAAAGAUCACGUUAUCGCUGCCACAUUUUUAGCUUUUGAUCACACUGAGUACCGGCUGUUAAUGGAAGAGAACCAGGCGGUUUUGAGAAAUCUGAACGAUAAUGACUGUGUGAUCUUCUAUACCUACAACUCCCCUGUCUGAAAACCUGCCUGAACCAAGAGAAAUAUGAAGCACAAAA
Astyanax mexicanus (Mexican tetra) is the source of this 1570-nucleotide messenger RNA. RefSeq names its product class I histocompatibility antigen, Non-RT1.A alpha-1 chain. The record is from RefSeq and is a predicted model, not a curated record. Gene Ontology annotation, biological process: immune response. Lineage: Eukaryota; Metazoa; Chordata; Actinopteri; Characiformes; Acestrorhamphidae. The transcript is spliced from 8 exons. Gene Ontology annotation, cellular component: external side of plasma membrane. Bases 198 to 1391 code for a protein of 397 amino acids.